CCUGCUGGCCUGAUGAGCCCUACAAAGAGCCACUUAUACCUGCCUCUGGGCACAUGUGGUCAUGCAGGGCCAUAUCCGAGCGUGUAUGUCUGGACCCUCACGGAGAGUGCACCUUAGCCUCGCACCCUUCUUGAACCUUUCUGGGAAACAGUCAUGCUUCACUCAAACCUCUGUUUUCACACACAAAAAGAGCAAGCAGGACAUGCACAGCUUUAUGCGUCUGAGAUGGUGUGGAAAAUAGAUAAAGGUACCCGAAGCAUAUACUGUGGUUCUGCACCCAGUGAACCCUUAAAAGUUUUGCUAACUUAGUGAUUAUUCUCAUUUCAGAUGAUAGAUGCUUAUACAUUCUGAAACGAAGAAUACACAUAAAGUCUCCAACCAGAAAACAUUAACUGAGCAUUUACUAGGUGCUUCCUCUACAGUGCUAAGCUCGAAAGGAUCCAAGGAAGCCUCUACGUAUUGUCUUUGUUCUAAGUAGAGAUACUUUGCAAGAUUCUUAAAUGUUUUAAAUCAUUGUUUUUUCCUGCCGGGAAAAGAGCAGAGUCAUUCUUAUCACUUAGGUGCCAGUUUGCUCAUUCUACAGAUGAGGAAACUGAGUGGUCAGGGUAAAUAUGUGACAAAGCCAUCCACCAUCGAGUGGCAGCACCAUCGUUUUAAUUGAUUUUUUUUUUAAAUUUUGAGACUCUUCACCCUUCAGACAAAACCUUUUUGCCUCACAAGGAAUAAUGCAGUAUAGAAUGGAACCAUGAAUAUCUUCCAUUUUCUCUCCUCUUCUACUCACAAAAAGAUUUACUCCAUAGAGGAAGAUGAAAAGUUAACACCUAGCUUGGAAAUUAUCUUACCUCGUGAUUUGGCAGAUGGAUUUGUGAAUAAUAAGCGGGAAAGUUACAAAUUCAAAUUUCAAAGGAUUUUUGAUCAGGAUGUAAACCAAGAGAUCAUUUUUGAAAACAUUGCCAAACCAGUUGCUGAGAGUGUCCUGGCAGGUUACAAUGGUACCAUCUUUGCAUAUGGGCAGACUGGCAGCGGUAAGACAUUCACCAUUACAGGAGGGGCAGAGCGCUACAGUGACAGAGGCAUUAUCCCAAGGACACUGUCAUACAUUUUUGAGCAAUUACAAAAGGACAGCAGCAAAAUAUAUACAACGCACAUUUCCUAUUUGGAAAUCUACAAUGAAUGCGGUUAUGAUCUAUUGGAUCCAAGACAUGAAGCCUCCAGUUUGGAAGAUUUGCCAAAAGUGACAAUAUUGGAGGACCCUGAUCAGAACAUUCAUCUGAAAAACUUGUCCCUUCACCAGGCAACCACAGAGGAAGAAGCUCUGAACCUGCUUUUUUUAGGAGACACUAACAGAAUGAUUGCAGAGACUCCCAUGAACCAAGCUUCAACACGCUCCCACUGCAUUUUUACUAUUCACUUAACAAGCAAGGAACCAGGAUGUGCAACUGUCCGACAUGCGAAACUUCAUUUGGUUGACCUGGCUGGUUCAGAAAGAGUUGCAAAGACUGGAGUAGGGGGUCUACUGCUGACAGAGGCCAAGUAUAUCAACUUGUCACUACAUUAUUUAGAACAGGUUAUUAUUGCCCUUUCAGAAAAACACCGUUCACACAUCCCCUACAGGAACUCCAUGAUGACCAGCGUCCUGAGAGACAGUCUGGGAGGGAACUGCAUGACGACCAUGAUUGCAACACUCUCUUUAGAGAAAAGGAAUAUUGACGAAUCUAUAUCUACCUGCAGAUUUGCACAACGAGUGGCACUCAUAAAAAAUGAGGCUGUUCUUAAUGAAGAAAUUGACCCCAGAUUGAUGAUUACCCGCCUACAAAAGGAAAUCCAGGAACUGAAGGAUGAACUGGCCAUGGUCACUGGGGAGCUGAGGACAGAGGCACUCACAGAGGCAGAGCUGCUUCAGCUGGAAGAACUAAUAACAACCUUUUUGGAAGACCAGGAUCCAGAGAGUAGAUUAGAGGUUGGAGCUGAUAUGCGAAAAAUUCAUCACUGUUUCCAUUAUUUAAAGAAGCUACUGAAUGACAAGAAGAUCCACGUAAAGAGCCCAGUCUGCUCUGAAAUCAAAACUCAAAACUGCCAAGAACCAUUAAAAGAGGAAGAAUAUAAAAAGCUACGAGAUAUUCUACAGCAGAGAGAUAACGAAAUCAAUAUUCUGGUCAAUAUGUUAAAGAAGGAAAAGAAGAAAACUCAGGAUGCACUCCACUUAUCUAGUAUGGACAGAAGUGAAUGUAGACAUUCACAGAGCUCACCUUUCCCACCUGGGAACCCAGAAGGUCCGAGAAUUUUGCUUCCAUCACCUCCCACACAAUCCCAGGAUGGCCCCUUCGCAUACAGAUCCAGUCUACUCAACAGAAAAACAGGGGUGAAAGAGGAAAUGUCAUUAGGACGCCAGGAGGCUUUUGAAAUCUUCAAGCAGGACCACGCUGACAGCGUUACCGUCGAAGACAACAAACAGAUUCUGAAACAGAGAUUUUCUGAAGCAAAGGCUCUGGGAGAAAGUAUCAACCAAGCAAGGAACAAAAUUGGUCGCCUGAAGGAAGAGAUCACACAGCGGCACAUGCAGCAAGUAGCUCUAGGCAUCUCAGAAAACAUAGCUGUGACUUCCAAGCCCGACCUGCUGGAAGAGAAGCUGCGAUCUCAACUGGAGGAAGAAAAGAGAAGGUACAAAAGCAUGUUCAAGCACCUGAAGGCCCUGAAGGUGGAGAUCGAGCACUUGCAGCUGCUCAUGGACAAGACCAAGGUGAAGCUGCAGAAAGAGUUUGAAGCCUGGUGGGUGGAGGAGGCCAGCAACCUGCAGGUAAACCCUCCCACAGCGACUUCACUGGAACCCAUGAAGCCCUUCCCACCAAUGCCUGAAUCCCCGCCCAGAGAGCCCCAGUUUCUCUCUAACAGAAGUGAUGGAAAUGCCAGGAAAACCCUGCCCUCGCCUCUUCCCAUCCUGCACAGCCAGGAGCAGGGCAGCGCCAACACCUCCCUGGAGGACAGCCCUGAGAGACCAGCGUCAUCCAUCCCUCUCACGGGGGACAGACAGACAGACAACGACAUUCUGGCAUUCAUCAAGGCCAGACAGAACAUUCUACAGAGGAAAUGUUUGGGAAACAAUUGAAUUUGCAGUUAGCAUCCAGCAUUCCUGGUGGCCUAAGACUGGAGUACAGAUGCAGGCACCUCCUCUCGCUGGCCCUGCCUGCUGCAAUGAUCGGUGGACUGCUGGGAGCAACUGGUGACUUGAUUCCAAUGGAGGGCUCGCCAUUCCUUAUGGGUGGUAUUCUGGAGGCUGCCAGGGAGGCUGAGGCUGGGCUGGUGGUGCCAUCCUUGCUGUAGCUCUGUUGACAGGAUCCAGCAUCAGGCAAUGCCAAGGGCAAGACAAGGGCUUCUGCUCACUCUUGGAGUAGUGUUUCUCAUACACAAUUAUAAACCAUCAUGAAAUGAAACCGUAAUAAAGUAGAGGAAGGGAGACUCUCACUGGUGGAAUGCAGGGGCAGGGAUAAUGGGCUAUUUCUUAGCUCUGUACCAGCUUGCUCCCCUGCCCCAUCCCCUAGUGUCGAAGCCUAGGAAUAACUGGGCAGGCCAGCAGGUCAGAGCCACAGCAAGGCAGUGAAACACAGGGCAUCUUGAUGGCCAGCCCCCAGACCACACCGCCCAUAUCACCCUGACGGCCCACAGGCAGCACGUGAACCAGCGGUAUCUCCAGGACACACACACCCUGCAGGGUCUAAGGACACUUCAGCACCCAGAGAGCAGUGGAUGGCUUCCAGGAGUUUGCAGAGAGCAUGAGAGGAGCAUUGUGAAUUCCUUGGGCCUCCCAACCUUACCCAGUCACUUGGGAUGCUACAGGAUUGAGCUGAAACACCCCAAACCCACGGGGGGAGUAGCUGCCCAGGGUCUUGUCUUGGAGAACCUCCCGCACCCCAGAUGCCAGCUCCCUAAUACAGAUCCUGUGGAAGGUGGGCCAGCCCCAGAGACCUGCCACCUGUAUGCGGGCAUGGCGGCAGGGUGCCAAGUCAGCUGCACUGCGAGAGUCGGGGCACGGGAGAGCAGCACCUGGAAAUGAAGCAAUGGAAUAAAAGUGCUUGUCCACUACUUUUUUAUCUGUCUAUAAAUGCAAGAUCUUGCCACCCUGGCAAGAGAGCAGAGAGGAACUACAAUAUAACUGGCUCUUCACCCCCAUCUCCACCCACCUCCAUUUGAGGUCUAGGUCAAAGAUCAUGUGCCAGAGAAGAUAAGGUCCUUACAUUUCAAAGCUGACAUGUCCACAGACCACCUCUAACCCAUACCCCGUCUUUAUCAUUAGAAAACUGACACAAAGAUAAAGCCCUGGCUUGUUGAUAUACUUCUAGUUAGUGGCAAAUGUCCCCACCUUAAGGGUCUUUUCCUGACCAGCCCAUCUAGCUAAGCCAGUACUCUAUUUUAAUUUUCUUCAUCACUACUUGACAAAUCAGCUUUCUUUUUAUCUGCUUGCUUUUUUGUGGCCUGCAACCCCCUCACAAGACUAAAAGCUCCAUGACAUCACUGUGCCCCCAGCACAAGUCGGUACUAGACAGUCCUUCAAUUACCAAGCAACAGAGGCAGAAUGCAGCUCUCCUGGUGUCUCCCUGAGGCUUCUCUCUGGCUCCGUGUCUGAGCCCAUGGGGCAGUGUGGCGUUUCUGGUCCACUUCUGGCCCUCACAGUUCUAUGGCAUGUAGUAAGUCCUCAAUAAAAUCUGUAGAACUAGGGGAAGGCCACACAGAGCCCUUACAGCCUGAUUCUAGGGGCCUCCCCCAGCAUCAAUGGGGCUCACAUGCAAAUGUACACACACUGUCGGGAGUCCCGAGAUAGCACAGAGUUUGCAGAGUCCCUCAAAAAAAACAUCCAUGUUGCUGGCAUGCCUUCUGUGCCCUGGCCCUCCAGAGCUGGUUAAUCUAUUGAUGUUAGAUCUCCCACUGAGAAGUUACCUCCUGGAUCCAAGGCCUUAUUGAUGUGUAUGCAGGGUGUGAACUGGCCUCCUGGAGCAUUACAAGGCAGAAGUGGAAACAGAGAGAACAAAAGUAGCUGGUGAAUCUUGAGACACUGGUGUCCUGCUGAGGGGAUCAUAGGGAAAGUAUGAGCAGCAACCGGGAAGGGAGCCAUCAGCUCUGAAGUGCCCUCUGAAAGUCCCCUAUGGAAGCUGGGCCUUUAAUGUGGACACCUGCUUAAAGGCAGUGCAUGGUACCCAAAGUUCAUUGGCCUCUGUGAAUGGGAGAAAUGAAUGGAAAGUUCUGAAGAGACUCCAGCAGUGCAGCUGGGCUCCCUAGAGCCAUGGAAAUCAAGAAUACUUGUGUGCACUGCAGGCCUAAAUAUGGAGCUUGCCAAAAUGCCUUCAGGAAAGCAGUCUGGCCAGUGCCUGCAGCCCAGUUCUUAACUAGGGUUCCACUGGCUCUGCUACUCCCUUGGUAGGCAUGUGACUUGCUGGGAUCUUGCAAAAAGAAGUGGGGGAGUGAGAAUUUAGAAUGCAGACAGAGAAACUGUGGUAGAUUAGAUAACUAGCCUUAAUCCUUCACCCCUGUAAUAGAAUUAUCCAUCCAAAGCUUUGCCAUGAUCUCAUGGGGACUUACUUUCCUACGCCUUCAAUUUGGGCUUUGUCCUGUGACUUGCUUUGGCCCAUGGGAGGUCAGCAGAUGUUAUGUAAGCAGAGACUUGAAAAGUACUUGCUUAGUUAACUUGCCCAUUGCACUCCAGCCAUCAACCCCAGGUAGCUGCUGCUUCUUCAGCCUGCAUCCCAAAACAUAGAAAGAACAGACCUAAGCCGAACCUGCAUCAUGGAACCAAGCCUUUCAGCCCAGUCUGGGUCAGCUGACCCCUGAGAAUAAAUGCUGUGGUUGUAAGCCACUGAGACUUAGGGUAGUUUGUUAUGCACCAUUAAUUGUAGCAAUAGCCAUCUGAGAGAGAAACUGAAACACAGCAUAUGACCAGAUCCAGAUUAUCUCAAAAUUCAUUCUGCCUCUUCCUGCUGCUUGUUGAAAGGCACUUGAGAGUAGGUGGCAUGUGAAAGACUAAGGCCAUGACAGCACCAUGGGCCCUGGUUUACCCUCCAGCUUUAGAUAACUGGAGACUAGGCAAAAGGUGGUUGCUUUCAGAUAUUGGAUAAAACAGUAACAGGACACUGAUCCUAAGAGAAGAGAAACAAAUGGGGUGAGCCCUAGGAUUGCCCAACUUACUGCCUGCAAAAUGUUCGAGCUGCAGUUCUGGAAGGGGGAACCCAGGGUGCCUAGCAGUUUCCUUGAGUUGAGGAAUUGGAGCAGGGAGUUCAAGGAGGUUAAGGUGGCUUAGAUUUGCAAGGCAGAGUAGUGCCAGAAAUG
Molecule: messenger RNA, 6315 nt
Organism: Talpa occidentalis (Iberian mole)
Lineage: Eukaryota; Metazoa; Chordata; Mammalia; Eulipotyphla; Talpidae
Gene: KIF6
Product: kinesin family member 6
Exons: 23
Coding region: 746-3106 (786 amino acids)
Biological process (GO): microtubule-based movement
Molecular function (GO): microtubule binding; ATP binding; microtubule motor activity
Source: RefSeq, a predicted model, not a curated record